AUGGUGGGGAGGAAGGAGCGCCGUAGAGUGCCAAACUUGCACGGCCCAGCUGUGUCUCGCGGGGGCGCGCGCUGUCCUCAGGCGCCCCGCCGCGGCGAUGAGGCGGGGACGGGAAAGCGGAAGCGACCUCAGGAGCACGGAGGUGGCUCAGACAUCUCGCUGCUUGGUUGUACGGCUGCGCGGAGACGUGACUUCGGACAAGACGUGGACGAUGGGCAGGGAGGCAUGGCCGCGUGGAUGGAACAGAGCGACGUCCGCGCCCGCAAGUGCCGCAUCACGACGACCGCGCGAGGGAGAAGCGCUGUAGCAACGCAGGACAUCAGAAAGGGAGAGGUCGUCGUGGACACGCCGGACGACAUGGUCCUCAUGCCGCACUCGUCUCGCAUCGCCAAGCACCUAGUCCAACAUGGGCUGUGCCAUCCCUCCGAGGGCGGGGCGGGGUUCGACGCGGAGGUGGCUGGCCUGACGUUGGCGCUGAUGGCGGAGCGCUCCGCAGUGUUGAGCGGGGGGGGCUCGCGGUGGAGCGGGUACGUGAGGUACCUGCCGGAGUCGGUCCCGGACUGUCCGCUGCUGUGGUCCGAGCGAGAGCUGGGCGGUCUCGCCGGGACGGCCCUGCUCGAGCGUCUGGAGGGCCGCGCACGCCCGGAGCUUAUCCCCCCCCCUGAAGCUGACGCGGGGCCGUCUCUGUGCGUCGCGCCGCCGUCGGGAGCGGCCCGGAUGUACGACGAGCUCGUGCGCCCGUUUCUGGACGCCGUCGGCGACCGCUGCGGCCUCCCCAGGUCCCCUGACAGCCGUGAUGCGUUCUUCAAAGCACUGUCCAUCGUGUCUGGAUACGGAUUCGUCCUCGGCGCCGACAGGUUCCAGGCGCUCGUGCCGUACUGGGACGCGCUGAACCACGUCACGGGCCGCGUGAACGUCCGCUUGCAUCACUCGGCCUCCAAGGGUCGCCUUCGUAUGAUUGCGAAACGAGACAUCGCGAAGGGUGAGGAGGUGAUCAACUCGUACGGCGACCUGCCGAACAGCGAGCUCCUGCGGUGCUACGGCUUUGCGGAGCCCAGGGCGAACCCGCACGACGCCGCAGAGCUCCACAUCGCCAACCUGUUCGCCGCGUCCGAGCCUACCGCUGGGAAGGGCGCGGACGAGGCGCGGAGUAGGUGCAGUCACGGUGGAGGGGAGUGCGCGGGACGGCGCGGCGCCGGGGCUCGGCCGCAGUGGGAUCUGAUCGAGUUCCUGAUCAAUCAAGGAAUCAUAUUUCGCAGCGGGUGGCUAUGGGUCAGGCCGCGUGGGGACACGGCGAGCGUCGCGGCAGCCCUGGAGGCGGCGCGGCUCGUGCAGUCGGAGCCGCGGGCCCUGCGGAAGUUCAUGAUUGCUGUCCAGACAUGGAGGGCGCCGCUGGUGCGCCCGCAGCCGCCUGGAGGGAGGGGUGCCGUUCUCGGGGCCGCGGCCGCCUUGGAGCGCGCCUGCGUGCGCCGGCUCGAGCAGCUGGAGGGCGUGCGCGGCGCUGCUGGCGAUGGAGGGUGGGACGGUGUUAGGGCACAGGUGGCGGGCAAGUUGCGUGCUGCGGAGCGUGCACAUCUCCUGCGCGCCGCAAAGGUCUUUUCUGAAAUAUCCACGGAAGGCGGCUUGGGCUCUGCGCUGGAAACAGAGCUGGCCAACUUCUGGCAGCACCCGCGCGCGGAGCUGGACAAUCAGCAUGACUGA
Messenger RNA from Pedinophyceae sp. YPF-701, 1701 nucleotides. Lineage: Eukaryota; Viridiplantae; Chlorophyta; Pedinophyceae. The record is from the annotation of a GenBank genome assembly.